Molecule: messenger RNA, 1342 nt
Organism: Sphaeramia orbicularis (orbiculate cardinalfish)
Lineage: Eukaryota; Metazoa; Chordata; Actinopteri; Kurtiformes; Apogonidae
Exons: 5
Coding region: 1-1011 (336 amino acids)
Source: RefSeq, a predicted model, not a curated record
AUGUCCAGAUCUGCAGCAGUGUUGGGUGGUGUCAUGCCGUGCACGUUGCCUGUCCUGUUGGUCCGGUCCAUGACCCACAUUGCCCAGGUCUGUUUCUAUCCCAGGUCUGUUCUUAUCCCAGGUCUGUUUCUAUCCCAGGUCUGUUUCUAUCCCAGGUCUGUUCGUAUCCCAGGUCUGUUCUUAUCCCAGGUCUGUUUCUAUCCCAGGUCUGUUUCUAUCCCAGGUCUGUUUCUAUCCCAGGUCUGUUCUUAUCCCAGGUCUGUUCCUAUCCCAGGUCUGUUCGUAUCCCAGGUCUGUUCGUAUCCCAGGUCUGUUCUUAUCCCAGGUCUGUUCUUAUCCCAGGUCUGUUCCUAUCCCAGGUCUGUUUCUAUCCCAGGUCUGUUUCUAUCCCAGGUCUGUUCUUAUCCCAGGUCUGUUUCUAUCCCAGGUCUGUUCGUAUCCCAGGUCUGUUUCUAUCCCAGGUCUGUUUCUAUCCCAGGUCUGUUCUUAUCCCAGGUCUGUUCUUAUCCCAGGUCUGUUCUUAUCCCAGGUCUGUUCGUAUCCCAGGUCUGUUCUUAUCCCAGGUCUGUUCCUAUCCCAGGUCUGUUGGUAUCCCAGGUCUGUUCCUAUCCCAGGUCUGUUUCUAUCCCAGGUCUGUUUCUAUCCCAGGUCUGUUCUUAUCCCAGGUCUGUUCGUAUCCCAGGUCUGUUCUUAUCCCAGGUCUGUUCCUAUCCCAGGUCUGUUCCUAUCCCAGGUCUGUUCCUAUCCCAGGUCUGUUCCUAUCCCAGGUCUGUUCCUAUCCCAGGUCUGUUUACUUGGCAGUCCUGCUCCGUUUGGUGGGCAGGGCCUGUCGUGGUUCUGUGUGAUGGGUUCAUUGACUGGGAUAAUGAGGCCGUGUCCUCAGGUCUGCAGGCCGGCCUUCACUCCAUCAAUGCCACGCAGAUAACAACUCCUCAGCGAUUGUUUGAGGAGCUGAUAACGUUAUCGGUCGUCUCCGUGGGAGGACAGUUGUGCGGCUUUUGGCAGUUUUAAGUUGAAAUGUGACUUUUGACCCCGUUGUGCACAAAAACAGGCAGAGGGUUUUGUUGAAUGUCACACUGUUCUGUUUGGGUUUGGAUGUGAUGGAUUUAGCCGACCGAAACAGCCAGCAAGAAAACCACACCACCCAGAUUUAUGUCCAUGGAUUAUCCUGUUUACUUUAACCCAAAGUACCUUUAAUGCUUUUUAGAAGAGCCAACACAUUUCCAACUAGUCUGCACAAGUUCAGUUCUAGGUUUUUUAACCCAUAAAGACCCAGUGUUACUUUUACGGCAGUAAAAAAAAAAGAUUUUUUUGUGUUUAUUUAGGCUUUCUAAAGCGAUUU